This is a messenger RNA of Guyanagaster necrorhizus, 3025 nucleotides long. RefSeq names its product cystathionine beta-lyase. Gene Ontology annotation, molecular function: pyridoxal phosphate binding; ATP binding; mevalonate kinase activity. The transcript has 10 exons. Gene Ontology annotation, cellular component: cytoplasm. Lineage: Eukaryota; Fungi; Basidiomycota; Agaricomycetes; Agaricales; Physalacriaceae. Bases 94 to 2811 code for a protein of 905 amino acids. The record is from RefSeq and is a predicted model, not a curated record. Gene Ontology annotation, biological process: 'de novo' L-methionine biosynthetic process; isoprenoid biosynthetic process; transsulfuration.
CCCAAUACCAACCAAUGGCUGGCUCGAUAAUUUUCAGAACCGAACCAUUUUUCUUGUUUGUGUGUCGCUGUCAUUCCUUUACCUUCAUCCACCAUGUCUGCCGCCCCGUCCAAGCUUCCUCUCCAUGACCUGCCCACCCCAGAACCAGAGUCCCCCUUCAGACCCAGAAGGCCCUACCGAUUCUCGACUCUCUGCGCGACAGUCGAGAACCCCAGCAACAAGGACCAAUUUGGGAGCAGUUCCGUGCCCAUAUACCAGACCGCGACAUUCAAGGGCGUUGGCGGCGAAUAUGACUACUCAAGGAGCGGGAAUCCUACACGAAGCCAUCUAGAGCACCAUAUCGCCAAAAUAUCCUCGGCUGCUCAUGCCUUUGCUGUUUCUUCUGGAAUGGCGGCCCUAGAUGUUAUAUUGCGUCUACUCAAGCCGGGCGACGAAAUCAUUGCCGGCGACGACCUCUAUGGAGGCACCAAUCGUUUGCUGACAUACAUCCGAACUCAUGUCGGCGUAACCGUGCAUCAUGUCGACACCACGAACCCAUCCACCCUCCUGGCCCUUAUAAAUGUUGAAAAACCGGCUAUGGUCCUUCUAGAAUCGCCAACCAAUCCGUUGUUGAAGAUUGCAGACUUGGCCAAGAUCAGCAAGGACAUUAAGGAAAGAGCACCCGACGCUAUAAUAGUCGUCGAUAACACCAUGAUGAGCCCAUACUUGCAACGGCCACUUGAGCACGGAGCAGAUGUUGUGUACGAUAGUGCAACCAAAUAUCUCAGUGGUCACCAUGAUCUCAUGGCCGGCGUCAUUACUUGCAAUAGAGACGACAUAGCCAAAGCGCGUAUCCAGCUACAAAUCGCAUUUACUAUCAACGCCGUUGGCAAUGCACUUACUCCAAUUGACUCUUUCCUUCUUCUCCGUGGCAUCAAGACGCUAGCCGUUCGGAUGGACCGUCAACAAUCAUCCGCAUCUCAAGUCGCGACGUAUCUCCAUUCCUUAGGUUUCGUAGUACACUAUCCUGGACUGGCCGACCACCCCGGUCGUGAGAUUCACCAAAGAAUUGCCGACGGAAAUGGCGCGGUUUUGAGCUUCGAAACCGGAGACAAAGGUUUAAGCGAGAAAAUCGUUGGCGGUACGCGACUUUGGGGAAUCAGUGUGAGUUUCGGAUGCGUUAACAGCUUGAUCAGUAUGCCUUGUGUGAUGUCCCACGCAUCUAUAGACCCGGCAACUCGCGCAGCCCGCGGACUUCCCGAAGACCUAAUUCGUCUGUGUGUCGGCAUUGAAGACCCAUCGGAUCUCUUAGACGAUCUGGAGCAUGCCCUCAUCGACGCUGGCGCCAUACAGCUGGAUAUCUCCCAAAACAAAUACGUCAAAGUCCGGCAGGUAGAAGACGAUGCUAUCAGUCGCGCCGUUGGAAAGCUUGGCCUCAAGGUCACCGACGGUGAUCAUGAGUGGUUUGUCAGUGCCCCCGGCAAAGUCAUCCUAUUUGGUGAACACGCCGUUGUUCACGGAGUGACCGCCAUCGCCGCGUCAGUGGAUCUCCGUUGCUACGGACUCACCACGCCCCGCCUCGAUGGAAAGAUUUCCGCCCAUUUUGCCGACAUUGACAACUUUUACUGCGAAUGGACAAUCGACGACCUCCCGUGGCAUGCUGUUAAACCCAUUGCGAUAGAUGAGGAGCAUCCCGAGAUUUUAGAUCAAGUUUUAGUCGAUGCACUAAAUACCGGUCCUUUGAAAGAUCUCACCGAAGCCCAGAGGCACGCCAGAGCCGCGAGCGUUGCGUUCCUGUACAUGUACCUCGUGCUGACGAGAGGUGACGUGAGGCCAUCCUUCAAUUUCACUGCACGCUCCACUCUGCCGAUUGGGGCAGGACUAGGCUCAUCAGCGUCGUUCUCUGCGUGUGCGGCCUCUGCCCUCUUGCUCCUUCAUAAACGUAUCAGCAUCCCCCCUCUUCCGGCUCCGACGACCUCAGAGCACAUUCACAUCUCGCAUCAAGGUCGACGGGCCAUUCCUCCAUCUGUAGCUGAAGAGAUCAACCGAUGGGCGUUUGUGGCUGAAAAAAUUCUGCAUGGCAACCCAAGUGGGGUGGAUAACAGUGUAGCUGUUUUCGGAGGUGCUCUAGCCUAUACCAGACCAGGAUUUGAAAGGAAGAGCGGAAUGGAAGGCAUCGCAGGAUUCAAAUCUUUUAAAUUCCUGCUGACGAAUUCAAAGGUGCCGAGGGAUACCAAGAAGCUGGUAGCUGGCGUUGGCCAAAAGAAGAUAGAUGAACCUGAAGUGGUUACAGGGCUCUUGAACUCCAUUCAAAACAUCAGUGACGAAGCCCGGCGUGCCCUUGCUGACCCUGAGAUGCCUCGCGAGGUACUUCUGUCUGCAAUUUCGGCUCUGAUACAUGAGAACCAUAAACACCUAGUUUCCCUCGGUGUGUCGCACCCUGCCUUGGAGUUGAUCAGAUCAAGAACAGGUGCCGCUCCCUACAGUUUGAGCACGAAACUGACAGGCGCUGGUGGAGGCGGUUGUGCCGUUACUCUUAUCCCUGAUGACUUUAAGGAAGAGACGCUUAAGGCGUUGCUUGAUGAGAUCGUUUCACAUCAGUUUGACCCGUACCUUACGUCCGUUGGUGGCAGCGGCCUGGGUAUUCUGUCACCCUACAGUGGGCAUCGGACAGCAGGGCGUGCUGUGUACCUUCCUCCGGGACAGGUAACUCCACCUGAGACGCCGUCCCCAGGAGGAGGCGGUGUAAAUUUGUGCCCUAUCUUCCAGACGAAGGGGGUCCCGGAGUUGUCGCAAUGGGCGGACAGCUUAGGCAGAUGGAUGUACGUGUAGGCGGGAGAAUUUAGAUUUGAUCUUUCUUUUCGAUUCCCUUUAAGAUAGCUAAUGUGUAGGAUAUAAAUUAUUCAGUCUACUUACUGACGAGUGCGUCAUGAUAUUUUCGGUUUACCGUGUCCAACAUAUCGUGCAAGUACGACGUUAUAGCGGCUCCUACACCUUCGAAAUGGAGGGGUCCUGCCUGAUAAGUAGCUAUCUAAUAAUGAUGGUC